This is a messenger RNA of Tachysurus vachellii, 2882 nucleotides long. Its product is annotated as E3 ubiquitin-protein ligase TRIM35-like. Lineage: Eukaryota; Metazoa; Chordata; Actinopteri; Siluriformes; Bagridae. Gene Ontology annotation, molecular function: zinc ion binding; protein binding. The transcript is spliced from 6 exons. Bases 63 to 1481 code for a protein of 472 amino acids. The record is from RefSeq and is a predicted model, not a curated record.
UUUGAGCUCUUCCUUGGUGGUUAUGCUGGAGAGAACAACAACAGGAGCAGCAGUAAAAUAAAAUGGCUUCUAAGUUUUCAGAGGAGGAUUUCUCCUGUUCUGUGUGCUGUGAAAUCUUCAAGGAUCCUGUUGUUCUGCACUGCAGUCACAGUGUGUGUAAAGUGUGUUUGCAGCAGUUCUGGGAGACCAAAGGAUCCAGAGAAUGUCCUGUUUGUAGGACAAAGUCAUCUAUGAGUGAUCCUCCCAUAAGUCUGGCCUUAAAGAACCUGUGUGAGACUUUUUUACAGGAGAGAAGUCAGAGAUCUUCAUCAGGGUCUGAAACAGCCUGCAGUCUGCACAGUGAGAAACUCAAACUUUUCUGUCUGGAUGAUCAGCAGUUGGUGUGUUUGGUGUGUCGGGAUUCAAGAAAACACACCAACCACAAAUUCUGCCCCAUUGACGAGGCAUCAACAGACUGUAAGGAGGAGCUCAAAACUGCACUGAAGCCCCUACAGGAGAAACUGAAGAUCUUUACAGACUGUAAACUGAACUGGAGUCAGACUGCAGAACAUAUAAAGAUUCAGGCCCAAAAGACAGUGUGUCAGAUUAAGGAACAGUUUGAGAAACUUCACCAGUUUCUACGAGAUGAAGAGGCAGUCAGGAUCACUGCACUGAGAGAGGAAGAGGAGCAGAAGAGUCAGAUGAUGAAGGAGAAGAUUGAGAAGCUGAGCAGAGACAUAUCAUCUCUUUCAGACACAAUCAGAGCCAUAGAAGAGGAGAUGAGAGCUGAAGACGUCCUGUUCUUACAAAACUACAAGGCCACAGUGAAAAGAGCCCAGUGCACACUGCAGCAUCCAGAGGAGCUUUCAGGAGCACUGAUCCAUGUGGCAAAACAUCUGGCCAACCUGAAGUUCAGAGUCUGGGAGAAGAUGCAGGACACUGUCCAAUACAUGCCUGUAACUCUGGAUCUGAACACUGUUCAUCCUGGACUCGUUGUGUCUAAUGAUCUCACCAGUGUGAUACACAAUUGUUAUUUUGGUCAAAUGAAGCUUCCUGAUAAUCCAGAGAGAUUUGCUACAAAUACAUGUAUCCUGGGCUCUGAGGGCUUUAACUCAGGGACACAUUGCUGGGAUGUUGAAGUUGGAGACUGUAUACAUUGGUAUGUGGGUGUGAUGACAGAAUCUGCUCAGAGGAAGGGGGAUGUAUUUUCUAGAGGUGGUAUUUGGUAUGUGACUUAUUAUGAUGGUGUAUAUAAAGCAGGUUACACACCUAGGAUAUUUGGUUUUCUCUCAGUAGAACAAAAACUCCAGAGGAUCAGAGUGAAACUGGACUGGGAAAGAGGACAGCUGUCAUUCUCUGACCCUCUCACUAACACACACAUGCACACUUUCAAACACACAUUUACUGACAAAUUGCUGCCAUUUCUAUUUGUUACUGAUACAGAUUUUCCUCUAAAGAUCCUCCCAGUUCAUUGCUCUGUAAGAGUGAAUCAGAUCAGUUAGACCUCAUUGUUUUAUUUCAGUUCAUUCAUGAAAUAUUGUUGAUUAUGUUUUAUAUUUUUAUGAACAUUUUUACAGAAGCUUUUUAACACAAAUUGUGAAAUUUAUAGCAUUCCUUUUUUUAACUUAAGGCAAAAUAGCCAUAAAAUAUCUUUAAAUAAGUAAAUAAUUAGAAGUAAGGAAAUAGUGGCCCCUAAAAUCUAUUUGAACACUUAAGCCACACUUACAUAUGUAUCUAAAUGCAUUGUUAUUGUAUUAAACCCAGUUAUGUAUCAAAAGAUAGAUUGUUUUAAUAAUAAUAAUAAUAAUAAUAAUAAUAAUAAUAAUAAUAAUAUACACUGGUAUUAUUAGCCAUAAAAAACUAAGCCAUUCAAUAGUGGCUACAAUAAAUAGACAGUGUUUUCAUAGAUUAUUUGCUUCAACUUUCUGCAACUUUAAUCAACCAGAUUCUGUAACAGUUUUACAGAAUCUUCUAUAAAAGUUUUUCCACAUUAAAGCUUAAUUUCUUUCCCAUUGAAUCCAACAUCAGCUCUAUAUGGUUUAGGUUAGUACUGUACUAUGAGAAGUACCGUAUACUUUCAAAAGACGGAUUCACACUUAAUACCGAACGAUUCUCCUGCUGAAAAAUCAACUUCUGUCACUUGAAUAAUUUCUUACGCUUACAAAAUGUUAUCAGUGCCAUGAAUAAACACAUGCCCACGACCACCACUGUGGGGAAAAAACAGCCCUAAGAACCUCUGUGCUUUACAAUAUGCUCAUUUAUUCAUUCAUUGUUUUCUCCACACAGAUACCAUACCAUUAGUCCCAUCCAAGUUACAUUUGGCUUAAUCUAAAAAAAAAAGUUUUCCAGGAACUGCUGUGAUUCUGCUCAUGUUCUUUGCAAAUUUCACCCCUUUGUUCCUAUUUUUAAGGCUGAUAAAUGGUUUCUGUUGCCUUACUCUCCCUCUGUAAUAUUUCUGACAUGUUUUAAAUAUUUUUUGUUCUUGUUAGAUCCUGCAAUUCUUACUGAUGUCUAAAGAUAAGACUUGAACUUCAUACUUUUCGAUUCCUUUUCACCCAGCUGUUCACAAGAUAAUAUAUAGUGGAUAAUGUGGAUGUCAUAUAGGCUUCUCUAGAAAAGUAACUACAUGAUGUACAGUACUUCAACACAAUUUCUCAGGAUUUACUAUGGACCACCAAAAUAAUCUCAAUUGUCCAAAUAUGUUUUUUUAAUUAUGACCAGUAUAUCUAUUAUGUUAUACUGUCAAGUGAAACAAUAUAUUUUGGGGAGAAUUAUUUGCCUUUCUUUAAACUAAAUGACAUUUGGUUCGGUGUGUUGUUUUCUAUUGGAAUGAAAUUCAUAGAUUUGUAUGGGUUAAGUGUACAUGAAUAACCUCCAUUUUUCUUCAGGUUUGUAUGUCUUCA